UAACUAUCAUAAAUAGUCAUAAUCAAUCUUAGAUUAAGUUAAUUUAACUAUCACAUUUCAAGACUGAAUAAUGACUUUACUAAAUCAUUCCUCUUACUUUGCUAUCAUGUAGACUUAUAAUGAAGAGUGGCAAAGACUUAGAAGAUGGGCUGCAACUUGUGUAGCUAUGUAUGCUGCAUAUAUGGCAAUUCUUGUUUCGGUUUAUCAUCGCUCAAACUAUUUGGAGAGAUCAAUCUCUAAUGAAGGAGAUUAUGAACGACAUGCUUUGAUGGAAAGACUUACACUAAUGGAUAAUGAAGAUUGUUAUAAUCAACUACGUAUGGGAAAGGAUGCAUUCGCAAGACUAGUAAACAUUCUUCAGGGAACAUGUCAUCUUAGAAAUAGUGCACAUAGUAAUGUAGAAGAACAAGUUGCCAAAUUCCUUCACAUUGUUGGUCAUAAUUUAAGGAAUAGAACUAUGAAAUUUUAUUUCAAGCGUUCUAGUGAAACUGUUAGUCGUCACUUUCAUCAAGUUCUUAGAGCUAUAAUAUCUUUAGAUGAUGUCUUCUUAAAGCAGCCUGAUGGAUUAAAGUGCCCUCAAGAAAUCAAGGACAAUACCAAAUUUUGGCCCUACUUUAAGGAUUGCAUAGGGGCGAUUGAUGGGUCACAUUUUCAUGUAAAAGUGUCAAAUGAGGUUGUACAAAGGUAUCGAGGGCGAAAGUACUAUCCAACACAAAAUGUUUUAGCAGCAUGUUCCUUUGACUUGAAGUUCACAUAUGUUUUACCUGGUUGGGAAGGAUCUACAUCAGACUCGAGAAUCCUAGAUAAUGCAUUAAUGAGAGAUUUUGAUAAAUUGAUUGUUCCACAAGGUGAUUAUUGGUGAUUAGAUAAUAAUUUAUUAGCUCAAGUGACUAUUACUAAUAAUAAAUAUCCUUUGUCUAUGCUUCUUAGGUAAAUAUUAUUUGGCUGAUGCGAGUUUUUAGCUAAAAACUGGAUUUCUUACCCCAUAUAGAAGCACUCGUUACCAUUUAAAAGAGUAUAGUGUUCAUCAACCAGAAAAUGCUAGAGAGGUUUUCAACCUUCGACACUCGUCCUUGAGAAAUGCAAUUGAAAGGGCAUUAGGUGUUUUGAAGAAAAGGUUUCCAAUAAUAGCUAGUGGGACGGAGCCACAUUACCCUGUUAACACACAAUCUGAUAUUAUACUAGCAUGUUGUAUCCUCCAUAACUAUCUCAUGGGUGUUGAUCCAAAUGAAAGAUUAAUAGCAGAGGCCGAUAGAGAGCUUUUUA
Vitis vinifera (wine grape) is the source of this 1266-nucleotide messenger RNA. RefSeq lists its product as uncharacterized. The record is from RefSeq and is a predicted model, not a curated record. Lineage: Eukaryota; Viridiplantae; Streptophyta; Magnoliopsida; Vitales; Vitaceae. The transcript has 2 exons. Bases 167 to 862 code for a protein of 231 amino acids.